Messenger RNA from Eremothecium gossypii ATCC 10895, 1359 nucleotides. RefSeq names its product histone acetyltransferase GCN5 (gene GCN5). Bases 1 to 1359 code for a protein of 452 amino acids. Gene Ontology annotation, cellular component: histone acetyltransferase complex. Gene Ontology annotation, molecular function: protein binding; histone H3 acetyltransferase activity. Lineage: Eukaryota; Fungi; Ascomycota; Saccharomycetes; Saccharomycetales; Saccharomycetaceae. Gene Ontology annotation, biological process: chromatin remodeling; positive regulation of transcription by RNA polymerase II. The record is from RefSeq and is marked provisional. The transcript has a single exon.
AUGAGCAUGCCGUUGAAAAGAAGGAACAAACAAAGUCAGGGAAAUGAACCAAAGAAAAUAAAAGUUGAAGAGCAGGAGGCAGAGGAAAAGAUUAGCGAAGACAUACCUGUUACAGAUCUCAAGGAGCCUGAGGCUUUAGCAGACAUCCAGAGCACGAGUGGCGGCGAUGAGGUUUCCGAGGGUGCACAGGGGGAUGCUGACCCCGCAGAGAAGAGCGUCGGCGGGUUGAAGGAGGAGGUGGAAGAUGAGGAGAAAGGCAUAGUUAAAUUUAUGUUUGAUGGGGUGGAGUACAAGUUCAGGGAACGGCCGAGCGUGAUUGAGGAGAAGGAGGGGAAAAUUGAAUUUCGGGUGGUGAAUAACGACAACACGAGGGAGAAUAUGAUGGUGCUGACUGGGCUCAAGAAUAUCUUCCAGAAGCAGCUGCCCAAGAUGCCGAAAGAGUAUAUAGCUCGCCUGGUAUAUGAUAGGUCACACCUCUCCAUGGCUGUAAUACGAAAGCCGCUCACCGUUGUAGGUGGCAUCACAUAUCGUCCGUUUGAAAAGGGAGAGUUUGCAGAGAUCGUAUUCUGCGCAAUCAGUUCAACGGAGCAAGUGCGCGGCUAUGGUGCUCAUCUGAUGAAUCACUUGAAGGAUUACGUGCGCGCGACCACGAACAUAAAGUACUUUCUAACCUAUGCCGAUAACUACGCCAUUGGCUAUUUUAAAAAGCAGGGCUUCACGAAGGAGAUUACUCUAGACAAGAGCGUGUGGAUGGGUUAUAUUAAGGACUACGAGGGCGGUACUCUGAUGCAGUGCUUUAUGCUACCACGUAUACGAUACCUUGAUGCUGCGAAGAUACUGUUGCUCCAGGAAGCCGCGAUACAGCGUAAGAUCCGCACCAUAUCAAGGAGCCACAUAGUACGUCCGGGGUUGAGGCAAUUCGAGGACUUGGACAACAUAGAGCCAAUUGACCCAAUGAGCGUGCCUGGGCUGCGAGAAGCUGGCUGGACUCCCGAAAUGGAUGAGUUGGCACAGAGACCUAAACGUGGUCCGCAUUAUGCGACAAUGCAAAACGUCCUCACAGAGCUACAGAAUCAUGCCGCCGCAUGGCCAUUCCUGCAACCUGUGAAUAGGGAUGAGGUCCCAGACUACUACGAGUUCAUCAAAGAACCAAUGGACCUAAGCACCAUGGAAAUAAAACUCGAGAACAACCGAUAUGAAAAAAUGGAGGAUUUUAUCUACGACGCACGCCUCAUAUUCAACAAUUGCAGAGCUUACAACGGCGAGAAUACAUCCUAUUUCAAGUACGCUAAUAGGCUAGAGAAGUUCUUCAACACGAAGAUGAAGGAAAUACCAGAGUACUCGCAUCUACUAGAUUAG